AUGAGCCAACUUGUACAGGCUUAUGAGCAGCUCCUCCUCGACAACGUCAGCACCGUCAACACGGUCGAGAGCGCCAUCCGCAAUGUCACCUGGUUCCUCCCUGGCCGCUUUGCCGACGCCGACAUUGCCUCAGAGGGCCUAUACGCCCUACUCUCGGUGGUGAGCAGCGUGCACGACCGGCUGCUAGAGAAGCGCAUUCCGGCUGCUCUCUCGCUCCCGCCCCACCCGUUCGCUUCCGAGGCCGCCGGCGGGCCCAGUACCGUCCGCCAGCCUGGCUUUCCCCCCGUCCCCCGCCUCUCGCCUAUCCUCCCUGCACCCAGUGAACACGCACGAUACACCCGUUACUGGAGCGAGCGGAGUGGGACCUACCGCCGCGCGAGCCGUGCCCUCACGACGAUCACGUACAUUGAGCUGCUAAGUGAGAUGGUCGCUAAGCGGCGCCUAGGCGACCGCGUCCGCUGGAAGGUCGUCAUGUCCAUCGAGAGCAUCAAAACCAUCCUCCGCCUUCUCAUAAUUGCCAUCACGAGGCGGCCCGUGCUCGACCCGCCGACACCGAAGCGCGAGUUCGACUUUGCCUCCGUCCCGCAGGACAAGCUCCUUCCCCGCUCCUCUUCAGGCGAGAAGAAGAAGGGUGACAAUGAGCGCCAUGAGGUUCUUGGUGCUGUGGCAACGCGCGCACCCCUCAGGAACCACCUCUACCCUCUCAUCGGCGCGCUGCCCGAGCAGUACCUGGAGCACCCGCUCAUGCUAGUGCCCGAGCUCGGCACGGGGAGCGAGAUGGCCAGCGAGCUCCUCAGCGCGACGGCCAUCCUCGUCCAAGUCCUCCUCCUUGUCCGUGCAUCGCGCGCCCCCAACCGCGCACGGUACCACCCCGCGUCCCUACCGACACUGUCGCGCAACCUGUGGCCCUUCGCCAUCCCGAUCGCGAUGCAAAUUCUCGCCCGUCGCCUUCGCGUUCCUGCCAGCGACUCGAUCCUCCUCGCCGAGCACUAUGCGCACGCUGACCGUCGCAUUGCCUCCCACUUCUUCCUCCAGGGCCCAAUGUGGAUCGGCUGGACACGUCCCAAGGUUGUGGGCUUCAUCAACUUCCUUGGUCGCAUUCCUCUCAUCUCUCUCGCAGGCGACCUCAUCGGCGGAUACCUCCCGCUCGUCGACGACUACUUCUACAUGGUUACGUGA
This is a messenger RNA of Cutaneotrichosporon cavernicola, 1179 nucleotides long. RefSeq lists its product as uncharacterized. Gene Ontology annotation, cellular component: peroxisomal membrane. Lineage: Eukaryota; Fungi; Basidiomycota; Tremellomycetes; Trichosporonales; Trichosporonaceae. Gene Ontology annotation, biological process: peroxisome organization. The coding region runs from base 1 to 1179 and encodes 392 amino acids. The record is from RefSeq and is a predicted model, not a curated record. The transcript has 5 exons.